Molecule: messenger RNA, 786 nt
Organism: Candoia aspera
Lineage: Eukaryota; Metazoa; Chordata; Lepidosauria; Squamata; Candoiidae
Gene: AP5S1
Product: adaptor related protein complex 5 subunit sigma 1
Exons: 3
Coding region: 104-700 (198 amino acids)
Biological process (GO): double-strand break repair via homologous recombination; endosomal transport
Cellular component (GO): late endosome; AP-type membrane coat adaptor complex; cytosol
Source: RefSeq, a predicted model, not a curated record
GCCCGGGUCCCCGCGCGGGCGACGCUCGCUCCUCCGGCCGCGGCGCGGAGGGUCCCCCGCAAGGAAGGCUCCGAACCCGGCCGCCCGCGCCCGGCCUGCCGCCAUGGUCCACGCCUUCCUGAUCCUCGCCUUGGGCGGCCGUCCCGGGGAGGACGCGGCCGGGCCCUGCCGGGUGCUCUACUCCCGGGCCUUUGCGGCAGAAGGGCCGGAAGACGGCCAGGAGCAGGAGAAGGCGCGCCUGGGCCAGAAGGAGCGGAUGCUGGCCGUUGCCAGGCAGGUGGAAGCGGUGUGCAAGCUGCAGCAGACCGUCACAGGAAAGCGUCACCCGGAGCACCUGCACCAGCCACCUGAGGACAUGCUCUCUUUGCAGGAGACCCCAUUAGGGGUCUUCCGUCUCCCCACAGGGGACCCCUUCUCUGAGGACAAAACGGUGCUUUGGUUGGGGGUCCAGUGCCUGGCCUUUGCCCUGGUCUGUGAUCCUGAUGAAAAUAUCAUGCUUGCAGAGAGCACCCUAAGACUUGUGGUGAAUGCUUUGCUGGAGCAUCUCAAGCUUCUAAGCUCUGGGAGCAAUGUGCUCCUUAAGACGGACCGGAUGGAGGUGAUCCUUGGGAAGUUCCUCCCUCACGGGCAGUUGCUCUUCCUGAACGACCAGUUCGUGGUGGGGCUGGAGAGAGAGCUGAGUGCCCAUCUCGGCAAAUGAAAGGUCCCUUGAGGCUUCCGUUUUCCAUGUUUUCCAGAUAGACUAGCCAGUUCUCAGUACUUCGUCCUGUUGUUUUGUGUUGUUGU